UCGUGACUCCUCGCAGUCACUUUUACUUUCCAUACGAAAUUGACGUCCAAAAACAGGUGAUGCACGAUUUAAAAAAUAAAGUGGCAAUCGUCACUGGCGGUGCUAACGGUAUCGGUGCUGGUAUUGUGAGAGAGUUUGUUAAGGAGGGCGCAAAGCAUGUAGCAAUCAUAGACGUUGUAGAAAACACCGGCGCAGUGCUUGAAACGGAAAUAAACAACAAACAUGGCAAAGAAAUCGUGCGCUUCUACAAAUGUGAUGUUUCUAAAGCAGAAGAAUUGUAUAAUGUUUUCAAUAAAGUUAUAGAACAGCAUGGAUAUAUAGAUAUAGUUGUAAAUAAUGCUGGCACAGCAGAUGAAUCUAGCGACAAAUACAAAACGCAAAUAGACGUGAAUUUUACAGCCAUAGUUUCGUCGUCUUUUAAAGCAUUAGAGUUGAUGAGGGUUGAUCAAGGUGGGAAAGGCGGAACUAUUAUCAACGUGUCCUCAAUAGUUGCUCUUUCUCAUGAUAUCGGUCUACUUCCUGUGUAUGCUGGCACUAAAAGCGCAAUACUACAAUUCAGUAGUCGCCUUGGGUUGGAAGAACUUUAUUCGCGAACUAAUGUGCGCGUACUGACAGUGUGUUUUGGAGCGACUCAGACUAACAUCUUUAAAACGUGCAAAAGUUACGACGAUCAGGUCACACAGGUCAUAAGAGAGUAUUUCUUGACCUGCGAAGCACAGUCACCCGAAGUGGCAGCUCAGGGAGUGGUGCAAAGUUACAAAAUCGGGGAGAGUGGCAGCGCCUGGCUAAUUAACAACAACACUACGUUGGAUAUAACGGACAGAAUCAAAAAAGCUAAUGAAAUUAUGUCUGCAGACAUAUUCUCAACCUAAAGUUAUAAUAGUUAUUUAUAGUACUAGAUCCGGCAUAAGAAAUAUAUACCCCCAUCUGUUAUUUAUUUGGGAUGAGAAAUAAAUGAUGGAAAGUAUUCACAUUGACACAUUGAGCCUAGAUAAGUUGCAGCUGAACAGUAUUAGAUAAUUAUUUUUUUAAAUUUAUUUAUCUCCUUUUCUCAUGGUUAAUUAACAAAAAAUCGUACAUUAGUUAAAGUUACUAAAAAUAAUUGAAAAAGUAAAGUUUGCACACUACAACUGUGAGGUUGCCAGAUAAAAACAGUUCACAGUAAUUGUUAUAUACCCUCAUCAGUUAUUUAGUCGUCCAAUAUGUCAAAUGAAAGGUUAUUUUAUGCUUAAUUUAAUUAUUAUUAUUGUACUGUAUUAGGUUGGCUUCUUAGACCGUUAUUAAUGGUCUAAGGUUGGCUUUGAUCUAGUUCAUGGUUUCCUAGAUUUUGUAUGAAUAUAUAUUUGGCCGCAUUUGUCACUGUAAACAUUAACUAUCAUUUAUUUCAUAGCAGUAAUGAAUAUCAGAUGAAGGUAUAUAUGUUUAAUGCCGGAUCUUAGACUAUUAAUAUAAUAUUAACAAACGAACUAAAUAAAUAUGAGUUUUGCUACGUUCAAGGAUACCUUUACAAAGAAAUAAAUUGUCCACGACUUAAAAUUAAAUGGGCAUAUUUUUUAUAAGAACGGAUUGGAGACAGAUUAAUUGACUUUUCCAAAGUGCAUUAAAUAUUUAUUGUAACUUAAUUAUAAAAACCUAUCCAUGUAGGUCGCUCAAAUACACCGUUCGGUUUUGACAAUUUUAAUGUGUGAAUGUGUGAAUAUUGUACAAACAGUGAUGAAAAAGCUGUGAAAUCAAACGGUACAAAAUAAUUAAUUUGGUAACGCCUGGCAGAAAAAUAAAGCACAUACGAGUAGGUUCAUAUACAGAAAUUAUAAUACGGUAGUGUAUUAAGUUUAAGUAAUUUAAUAAAGUUUUCAAAUAUUUUUUACUUA
Molecule: messenger RNA, 1871 nt
Organism: Bicyclus anynana (squinting bush brown)
Lineage: Eukaryota; Metazoa; Arthropoda; Insecta; Lepidoptera; Nymphalidae
Product: 15-hydroxyprostaglandin dehydrogenase [NAD(+)]
Exons: 5
Coding region: 60-872 (270 amino acids)
Cellular component (GO): cytoplasm
Molecular function (GO): oxidoreductase activity, acting on the CH-OH group of donors, NAD or NADP as acceptor
Source: RefSeq, a predicted model, not a curated record